Messenger RNA from Rubroshorea leprosula, 1358 nucleotides. The record is from the annotation of a GenBank genome assembly. NCBI's taxonomy places the organism in Eukaryota, Viridiplantae, Streptophyta, Magnoliopsida, Malvales, Dipterocarpaceae.
CAAGAAAAUAAUAAGCUUUUCUUCAAAUAUUUCUCCUUCUUUUUUGAUUUCUAAUAUGGUAUCAGAGCUAUAAGCUCUUGGUUCUUCUUUUAUCACUGCUUGGUUAUUGAGUUGGAUUUUCAUAUUUAUUCCAGAUCUGAAACUUUGUUGUUGGGUUCUCUUCUCCUGCAGAUUGGAUUGUUUAUUCUUAAUUCUCAUGCCCCUUUUAAGGACCCACAGACGAGACAACUUCUUGAAACUGAUCGCAAGCCUCAAUCCUACCAAGAGGCCUCUUCUAACCCUCUUUGGUAACAAGCUAUGCAAGAUGAAUUACAAGCUCUUGACAAAACUCGUACAUGGGAUUUAGUUGAUCUUCUUGCUGGAAAGCCUUCGGUAGAUUGUAAAUGGUUGUACAAGAUCAAAACUCGGUCUGAUGGUUUCGUGGAGCGUUACAAGGCUUGUUUGGUUGCUAAAGGAUUUACUCAGGAAUAUGGGAUUGAUUAUGAGGAAACUUUUGCACCUAUUGCUCGUCCUACUUCAGUUCGUAGUUUGAUUGCUAUUGCUGCUGCAAAAAGAUGGAACUUGUUUCAGAUGGAUGUGAAAAAUGCCUUUUUAAAUGGUGAUCUUGCAGAGGAAGUUUACAUGAAACCACCUCAUGGAGUUGAGCAUCCUCCAAACAAUGUUUGCCGAUUGAAGCAAGCUCUGUAUGGUUUGAAAGAAGCACCUCGAGCCUGGUUUGCGAAGUUUAGUACCACCAUGAGUGAAUUUGGUUUUACUUCUAGUCCUCAUGAUACUGCACUGUUCAUACGUAAGACUAAUCAUGUUAUGGUUCUACUACUUCUUUAUGUUGAUAAUAUGAUCAUUACUAGGGAUGAUAUUUUAGGUAUUCAUGAUCUUAAGCAAUUUCUCAGUCAUAAGUUUGAGAUGAAAGAUCUUGGUGUUUUGAGCUAUUUCUUGGGACUUGAGGUCACCUCUUCUAAUGAUGGUUAUCUUCUCUCUCAAACAAAAUAUGCUUCUGACCUUAUAUCUAAAGCUGGACUCAUUGACAAUAAGAUUGCAUCUACUCCUCUUUGAGUCUAAUGUUUGACUUACAUCCAUAGAUGGUUUUCCAUUAGUUGAUCCUACUCGCUACAGCCAGUUGGUUGGAAGUUUGAUUUAUCUCACUACAACAUGACCAGACAUAGCUUAUGCCGUUCAUGUUGUUAGCCAGUUUAUGGUUACGCCUCGCUCCACUCACUAUACAAUAGUACUUCGCAUUAUUCGGUAUAUUAAGGUACCAUGUUCCAUGGACUUCACUUUUCUGCUCAUUCAUCUCUUGAACUUCGUGCUCACUCAGAUGUUGAUUGGGUUGGAGACUCUAAUAAUCGUAAAUCCACCAC